Molecule: messenger RNA, 3096 nt
Organism: Paramecium tetraurelia
Lineage: Eukaryota; Ciliophora; Oligohymenophorea; Peniculida; Parameciidae
Exons: 6
Biological process (GO): chloride transmembrane transport
Molecular function (GO): chloride channel activity; protein binding
Source: RefSeq, a predicted model, not a curated record
AUGAAUUUGUUCAGCCAUGAUGAAAUUAAUUUAUUGGAGGCCGCAUAAGAUGGAAAGUUAGAGUUCAUUAACAAUCAGUUAACAUCAUUGACAUCUCGACAUUUAUAAUAAGCUUGUAAGAAAACAGACUAUUAUGGCAGAAAUGCAUUGCAUUAUGUACAUGAACUACUAUAAUAGGCUGCCUAUCGUGGACAUUACAAAGUUGUAGAAUAUUUUCUUGAUUUAUAAUGUAUAAACAUUAAUUCCUAAGAUAAUAAGGGCAAUACAGCUUUGAUGCUUACCUGUGUUCGUGGGUACAACACAGAUAUCAACACUCUGAAAGAGGGCUAGAAAUUCGCUAUCUGUUCUUUAUUGAUUGAGAGAGGAGCAUCGGUUGAACAAUAUAAGAAAUUAGGAAUAAAUAAUCCAUUGCAUUGGGCUUGCUUCUUUGGAGACUUAAAGACCGCUAAAUUAUUAAUGUACAUAGAGCCGAGUUUAAUGUUGUUUACUAAUGACAGGGAUUAGUUCCCGAUUGAUUUAUCGCUAAUGACAGGUAAAGAGUUGGAUGACAGGGAAGAGGAUGAAAGAGUCCUGGAAUAUAUGAUAAUGAAGUUCUUGGCUCAAUAUCUAGAUAAUGAAGAGCACAGGAAAAAAUUGGAUGUUUUUGAUGAAGAAUAUGAAGCAUUUAAAAAUUUACACAAACAUAACCUAAAUCUUAAGUCCACUUAAUAAUUAACUUAGGUGGGUCUUAGAUAUUUGUUUUGGGCAAGCACCUAAGGUAGAUUAGAUCUCGUAAGACCUCUAUUGAAAUGUAAGUAUUCACCAUUCGAACCAUCUUAUAGGGGAAGGAAUGCUCUUCACGCUGCAGUCUAUCACAAUAGAUUAGAAUUAGUUUAAUUUUACUUGGAAUCUGAUGAAUCCAGAAUAUUUCGAAAAGAAAAUGUAAUCAAUCUUAUGACUAAAGAUAAACCUCAGACUGCCUUACACAUUGCAGUUGAGAGAGGUCACAUUGAAAUUGCUAAGAUAUUAAUCAAGAAAGGAGCUGAUCCAAAUUAUUAUAACUUUCGAAAUCACAGAGCCUUUGAUUAAUCUCGAUUGAAUGAAAUAAAAUAACUUAAGAGAGAACUCUUACAUAAUGACGAAAAAAACUAUCUAAGAUCAGGUUACAAUCACAUAUUGGUUGGUUGGCAAAAGAGCAAAAAUUAGUUAUUGGAAUAACAAUUUAAUAAUAUUUAAAUCAAAAAGAAUAUUGAAAAAGGAUAGUUCAAAUACAUCUCUUACGAAUCUAUUGAUAAACAAUAUACUUAUUAUUGUUUAAAAGUUGAUGAAAGACUUAAGAAUGUGGUUGCUGAUUAGAAUAAGAUGAUGAUUUAUAAUUCAAGGGAAGGGUAUUUGUCUCCAUUUAAUUUAAACAUCUAAGAAUAAUUUGAAAACUUUCAUCAUAUUCAUAAUUAAUAGAUCCUUUUGACUUUAUUAUAUGAUGAAUUUGACAUUGAAUAAUUUAUAAGCGAUGGAUUACUUUUAGAAUAAUUCCCCUUGCAUGACGAAGAAGAAAAAGAGUUAAUCAUUAAAUUCUGGAAAAAUGAAAGGAUUAAUAUCUUAUUCGAACCAUUUCAAUUAAGAAAAUCAACCAGUCGUACCUUCAGUGCCUUAUCAACCUAUUUUGGACCAGAAGUUGGAAUGUUUUUUGUUUUUUUAUGUUUUUUCUCAACCUGGCUAUUUUUACCAGCUAUUCCAGGACUAAUCUUAGGGAUCAUUUCAUAUUUUGAUGAAGAAGCUAUCUAAGCCAUUGCUCCAAUUUAUACUUUAUGUAUGGCAGUUUGGGCAACCAUCUUUUUUGAAUUCUGGAAGAGAAAAUAAAGUGAAACCAUGUAUAAUUUCGAUAUGCAUGUGGCAAAGGAACAAAGAAGAACCAUCCCCUAAUAUAAAGGGUCCUUCAUUAUUGAGGAUGUAACACAUACAAUAGAAAUCAUGGACACAAGGAAUGUACAAUGGAAAUACUUUAAAUCUAAUACUCCCUUGGUACUUUUAGCCUUAGUUUUUAUUGCUGGCUAAUAGACCGGGUAUUAUUAUCUUAAGCAAGUCUAUGAGGAUGAUGAUUUUUAUUAAACUCUAUGGGCUUGUCUUUUGGCCUUAACUGUUUUAAUUACUAAUGAAAUUUUCAAUUUCUUCUCUAAACAUACCCUAAUUUAUGAGAAUCAUCAAUUCCAGGAUGAAAGAGAGAAUGUUUAUAUCUUAAAGGUGUUUGCUUUCACCUUUCUUAACUCUUUUGGUCGACUUUUUUAUCGAAGUAUAAUAAAACCUGAUGAAGUUGAGUUGAAACUCUUCAGUAUCUCAUUUACCAUCACUUGGUCUCUUAUUCAUCUUAUUCGGUAUACCAUAUAUCCAUGGAUAUCCUUUAGUUUCAUUAAAUUAAAAUUCAAUUGGGACUUCAACAAAUAAAAACAAUUAAACAAUAAUAAAUAAAUCAAUACUCAAUAAAAAAUUGGAGACACUGAAACUAGUGGGAUGAAUAAAUCAUUUGAUAAGGGAAUAUCUACUUAAUAUUUUCUUCAGUAAAUUGAAUUAAAUAAAAGAAUGAUAGACCCACCUGAUCAUGUCGAAUAAUUCACUUAUUUUAUGACAUAAUUUUGUAUGGUUACUAUGUUUAGUGCAGGGUCUCAAAUUAUACCAAUUAUAGCCUUGUUUUUUAAUCUACUCAAUAUAGAAGGAUUAUUAUAUGGUUUUAGAAAAUUCGUCAAGAGACCCUUAGCAGAACCAAAAAAGAAUAUAGGAGUUUGGAAUGAUAUCUUAUAAUUAAUUGGCUAUAUUGGUAUUGUUUCAAACUGUUUAACCAUAUAUCAGGCAAAUUAAUAAGAGUUAAAUAAAUUAGUUGGAGCCAAUGAAAAUUCUGAUCAAGAUUAAACCAAUCUUGGACUGAGAAACUUUUUAUUAUUAAUUGUUGCUGAACAUAUAGUUAUAGGAAUCAAGUUCGUAAUAGAAGGAGUAAUUCCAGAUGAACCAGAGUGGGUUGAAUUAGUCUUGAAAAAAGAAGAAUAUCUAUCUGAACAAAAUAAAUCAAAUAUAAAAAAGAAUGACUCUAUUAAACCACUAGAAAAUAAGGUAAAAUAAGAUUGA